UGGUAUCAGCCGCGCUUGGAGGAGGCAGUAAAGACCUGUUUCUAAGUACACGAUGACGCUGGAAACAUCCACCACCGCCCGGAGCUUGCCCCGAAGCACGGUCAAACGGUGUGGUUCGCGGUGCGUUGGAUGUGACGGAUAAUCCUUCCGUGUUCAGGACAGCGCGAGGCGGUGUGCGGUAUGGGUCGGUUCACAUCUAUCGCAUCUCUGUCAGUGGUUAUCUCCUUCGACGUCACGUUCCAGGCUUCAAUCUCCCUAGGAUACGAGAGACCUCUGCGUCACGCAAAGCACACGCGCUUCCACUGGUGCACAGGCCGGCCUUGCAGACGCUUGUGUGGCCGCGACACGUCGUAUACAGACAGCGGGCUCGUGGUAGGGCUUCGGAACGACCUUGCCAUCGCGUGGGAGGACUGCAAACAUCUCACCUGCCAACGUGCACAGCGGCGAUGCGCACAUCCUGGGUGCGCGGGAAGGAACGACAGCUCGGCGGGAGUUAUGAACGGGGGUCAAAGUCCAUAUCCAGGACCUCUUCCGGCGUAACUCGUGAAAGUCAACCUAUACUGGACCGCACAAGAUUGGCUGGGACAUACACGAACCCUCGUGCUUGAGGCUGAUUCAUGAGCGUCA
Messenger RNA from Fomitopsis serialis, 627 nucleotides. RefSeq lists its product as uncharacterized. The record is from RefSeq and is a predicted model, not a curated record. Lineage: Eukaryota; Fungi; Basidiomycota; Agaricomycetes; Polyporales; Fomitopsidaceae. The coding region runs from base 181 to 540 and encodes 119 amino acids. The transcript has 3 exons.